CUGUCUUUUGAAAUUCGCAUCCUCAUCUGUAAUAUUACCCAUGUUACCAUUUGUAGCUAUCAGUCAACAUUUGCGCGAUCUCCGACUUUCUCCUCAUGAACCGCUCUCCCGCGCCCCGUGAUGGUUUGUUAUCCCGGCUAGCCUCCCGUUUGAAGAAGGGAGGCAGAAGGCGGCAAAAGACUUCCACGAUACCUGUACCUGCAACUGCCUCGGGACCUUCCGCAAGCAAAGAUACCACACCUCUGUCUACUGACGCAGAGCCAACUUCAUCGGCGCAUAAUACAGGACUGUUGGAUUUGGCCCCAAUUGCAUUGUCAGCCCUACCAUCAACCAAAGAUGGAAUUGGAACGGCUGCCAUUCCUCCUCCCUCCGACAAAGUAGCUUCUACGGCGGUCUGCUCUGCAACACCACUCAGUCUAUGGGAAGAAGCGUACAAUCAAGCGUACGACCAAGCGGGAGAUGAGCUUAAGGCAUGGCUGGAGAAAAAUGCUUCUGAGCCCAAGACCGAUGACCAUAUCGCUGAGCUUGUCGAGUUGGUUCGCUGUAGUGAAGAGAAACAUCAGAAAGAAGCGGCAAGGUUGACAAUUGGCAACCGUGAGAUCCUAUGGAGGGAUUACGCGGAACGGGUUGUCUCUUCGGUGACAGCGAUCGGAGACAUUGCCAUCAACUUCGCUCCUGCACCUUCUUCAGCCGCCUGGUCUGCAGUCAAGGUGCUUUUGAAUACCAACGUUUCAGAACGCAAGGAUCUUGUAGUCAUCAUGGGAUGUUCAGAAGUCGUCCUGCGCCUUUAUAGGCGUGGCAAAGUGUACGAGAAGGUGUACAUCGCCAACUCCCCAGGGUCUGACAUCUUCGAGGAGCUGGAGCGAAAAAUGAUUGAAGUAUAUAAGUCCUGCUUUGAGUUCCUCGCUUUUGUGGCCACCGAAAUACAGAAAGGAAAUGGGUCACGAUUUCUGGAUGCCCUCUUGGACCCGGGUCGCGGCGAGGAAAGAGUGUCGGAGAUGAAAGACUUUGAGCAACAGCUGGAUUCUACGGCUCAUGCUUGCGAGAUAGAGAUGAACGACGAGAACCGGAAAUUGCUGCAGAGCCUGGAGAGUCCACUUAAACGAGUCGACAAAAAUGUGGUAGAUGUACUACAGAAGCUGGAGAAGAGUGAAAGAGAGGAGGCCAUGAACUACAUCAGCACAAUUCCAGUUGGCGUACAUCAUCAAGAAAAGCUUGAGAAGAGGACAAAAGACACAUGCGAAUGGUUGACAAGCCAUUCUGAGUUUCACAAAUGGGAAGACUCCGCAUGCUCGUCAAUACUGUGGUUACGAGGAGACAGUAGGUUUUAUUACACUACAUCCUUUUUCUUGUGACUAAUCAAUGUUACUUUCGCAGUGGGAACAGGGAAGUCAUUCCUCUCCUCCAAAGUCAUUGAUCGUUAUCGAUAUCUUGGCGACGAUUAGUCUACCAAAGGAGACGAUGAAGGGUUUGCCUACUUCUACUGCGAUAACUCCGACCAGACAAGGAACACAAUUGACAACAUCCUCCGUAGCUAUGUUCGACAGCUUAGCGAGUUGCCUGGUCGUUGUGAGAGCGUUCACAAAGCCGCAUUGAAUCUGUACAACAUCAAGACUCAAAUCCAAAAAGCUAUCAGCAU
Messenger RNA from Boeremia exigua, 1639 nucleotides. RefSeq lists its product as uncharacterized. The transcript has 2 exons. The coding region runs from base 96 to 1355 and encodes 419 amino acids. NCBI's taxonomy places the organism in Eukaryota, Fungi, Ascomycota, Dothideomycetes, Pleosporales, Didymellaceae. The record is from RefSeq and is a predicted model, not a curated record.